Molecule: messenger RNA, 1974 nt
Organism: Eimeria mitis
Lineage: Eukaryota; Apicomplexa; Conoidasida; Eucoccidiorida; Eimeriidae
Exons: 9
Coding region: 1-1974 (657 amino acids)
Source: RefSeq, a predicted model, not a curated record
AUGUCGCUCCGUCGGCUGAGCGCGUUGGCGUUCUCUUCGCUGGUGGUCGUAUUCCUUGUAUCGCAAAAUAGUUUGCCAGCUUCAGGAACUUUGUUGUCAGGUGGCCCUAAUGAGGAUACUUCCCCGGAAAUUUCGCCACCUGAACCUGCUCCGGACCGGCCACGCCGUCGGGCCAAUUUGCUUCAACGCGGGUUAAGAGCUGUUUCACUGCCUGCUCGAAGAGUUCUUCAAACACUUCGAAGUGUACUCGGAAGGCGUCCUCGACAGGAAAGAGAGCAAGAGCUGGCCAGCAUGGAGGGUGCCGCCAUGAGAUACUUCGACUGUUUUAGUCUGGGGUCUCCUGAGACGAAGGCGGCGAGCGCCGUUAGUGCAGUUUGUGCAGGGCUGAAAACAGAGGCCCUUCGACAGUGCCUAAAGAAAAACCCUCUCUUUUUGGUCCAUCCCAUGCUGCGGGAAUCUAUUGCAGCAGCCUCACCUGAAGAUUACAACGAUGCGGAGGCUUGGAUGAGUUCCCUUUCAUUUGUCGCUGAGCCCCCCGAGGAAUUUACAUUUCCGGGUGGAAGCCCGUUAGGCCAGGCAUACGCUAAGCUAAACUGGAGUCUCAUUGGCACUGCGGAUAACCAGCACAUCCUCGCUGGCGACUAUUUAAAGCAAAGCACUCGGAAGAGACGAGGUAUCCUCACCGAAGGCUAUCAACUUUUCAUGAGCCUGCCCCCCCACCCUGACCCUGUUGCAGUCCGGCUGUUAUCAACCAUGCUGGUCGAUGGGUUGUCAUGCCCAGCUGACGGCACUUUCGGGAAGCCUGAAAGGGUUGUAGUAGGAGGUAAGACCAAGACCGUCAAAACAGCCCAACUGGUUGAAGCCGCCAUCUAUAUAGUUGUUGGGGAACUUUUCGACGCCAGCGAUUGUGCCGCUCCUGGGAACACAGACGCGCAAGCCCGCAUGACCUGCAGGCUUCUUAGCGCAUACGAUGAAUACAUGCAAGCCGGUGGGCCACUGCAAGCAGAGCCUAAGACUGAAGAAAGGCUUCAGCAGAUAAGCGGUGCGGAGUUUGAGGCAGCUCCUGCUCUCGCCGAAGCUGAGGCUAGAGAUGAAGGCGAGCAAGCUCGUGGUUUGGAGGCCGGUGAACCCUCCAGUACUCAAUCCAGUGUUAUUCCCAGCACUCUGCCCUCCGAAACUAAUGAUGUAGAUGAACGUUCGGAACCUUCCAGAGGCGCAGUAGAGGGGCCACCAGAACCGUCCCUUGAACUUCCAGCAGAUCAGGAUGUGGAGGAAACAGAUGGGAAGAGGGAGCGCAUACGCGUUUAUGCUCAGCAGGCAGCUGCUUCAGCCGUCGCCACAGCCCGAUUAAGCUUGAAAUCUGGUGCUACAACUCUUCGUUUAGUCCGCCUAUGUCUGAAAAGUUCGUUCUUCAUCCGCCAUGUAAGUCGAAUAUUGUUGUUUUUCAUGGGAAAAGAGCUAGUUUCGCAGCAAGGCCUGUUCCUUCUGCUCGGGAGAAAACGGCAAGCGGGAUCGCUCUUGGGGAUUUAUAUAAGGGCACUCGUAGAGCUCAGUUCAGGAAGCUCAAGCCUUGGAAAUCUUUCAGCAGCAGCAACCGGAAUAGCCGCGGAUGAAGAAAAACGCGUCAUCUCUGGGGAGCAGCAAACUCCUGCUUCAUUCCUACAAGGUUACCUUAAACCUACAGUGGUGAUUCGCACCCUUCAAGCUGCGGGAGUAGAAACUAACCGACGGACCGCUGUAGCGCUCGCCCUAAGCGUCAACGUGACAGUUGAUAUCAUACUAGCUUUUCUGUUGGUGGCACUCAGCUCCGCUUUCCCACCGGCCGUGCUUGUUAUGGCGAUCGUACUAGCCAUCCUUCUGUUAAUCAGAUCUGCUAUUAUAUCUUACACUGUGGCCGUCCCCGAAACAAUGAUGGAGAAAAUCGAGAGAAAGGGGAAGGGGGCUCUUGAAAAGGUAGCCAGGGUUGUUGGGUGA